This is a messenger RNA of Onychomys torridus (southern grasshopper mouse), 2057 nucleotides long. RefSeq names its product nipsnap homolog 2 (gene Nipsnap2). The coding region runs from base 121 to 966 and encodes 281 amino acids. Gene Ontology annotation, cellular component: mitochondrion. The record is from RefSeq and is a predicted model, not a curated record. The transcript is spliced from 10 exons. Lineage: Eukaryota; Metazoa; Chordata; Mammalia; Rodentia; Cricetidae.
UAGCGCCCUGCCCCGCCCUAGCCUGAGCGGCCUGGCCGGGGGAGGGGUCGCGGCGGCGGCGGCAGCGGCGGCGCCGUCAGCCGCACCCCGGCGCUAGGGAGCUUCAGGCUCCGGAGCAAGAUGGCGGCACGAGUGCUGCUCGCGCGAGGAGGCCUGUUGCGGCCAGCCGCCCCUGGCAGCUUCCUGCCCGGGCUCCGGACAGUGACAUCCUCAAGUCCCAGAGCGCGGGAAGACAGCUGGCUCAAGUCCUUAUUUGUCAGAAAGGUAGAUCCCAGAAAAGACGCGCACUCCAACCUCCUGGCCAAGAAGGAGACGAGCAGUCUGUACAAGUUACAGUUUCACAACGUGAAGCCGGAAUGCCUAGACGCAUACAACAAAAUUUGUCAAGAAGUGUUACCAAAGAUUCAUGAAGGCAAGCAGUACCCUUGUACCUUGGUGGGAACAUGGAACACGUGGUAUGGCGAGCAGGAUCAAGCCGUCCACCUCUGGAGGUAUGAAGGAGGCUAUCCAGCCCUCACGGAGGUCAUGAAUAAACUCAAAGAAAACCAGGAAUUUGUAAAUUUCCGUAAAGCCAGAAGUGACAUGCUUCUCUCCAGGAAGAAUCAGCUGCUGUUGGAGUUCAGUUUCUGGAAUGAGCCAGUGCCGAGAUCAGGACCCAAUAUAUACGAACUCAGGUCCUACCAACUCCGACCAGGGACAAUGAUCGAAUGGGGCAAUUACUGGGCCCGAGCCAUUCGCUUUAGACAGGACAGUAAUGAGGCAGUUGGGGGAUUCUUCUCUCAAAUUGGGCAGCUAUAUAUGGUGCAUCAUCUUUGGGCUUAUAAAGAUCUCCAGACCAGGGAAGACAUACGGAGCGCAGCGUGGCAGAAGCAUGGCUGGGAGGAACUGGUGUACUACACAGUCCCGCUCAUUCAGGAAAUGGAGUCCAGAAUCAUGAUCCCGCUCAAGACCUCACCCCUCCAGUGAAGCUUCCACGUGCCUACACAGAUUUCCAGGAUGAAUACAUGUCAUGAAUUCGUUUCAGCCAUUCAUCAAGUGAAAAAAAAGAAACUGAGGUGUAAACUGCUGUACAUAGCCUGUAAGAUCUCUUUUCUUUAAAAUUUGCAUAAUCACAAAGGGAAAUCGGGAAUCAGACUAGGGGAGCAUCACUCUGACACAUCUCUGCUUACCAAACCUAAGCUCUAGCCCUUCAGGAAAACAUGAUCAUUUGAAGCUGGGGGUGGUAGCUUGCACUCAGGGAGCUGAGGCAGGAGAAUUAUAAGUCCUAGGUCAAUCUGGGCUACACAGAGUUUCAGGCAAGCUUGGACCCCUGGGCUUCCACAGUGAGACCCUGUCUCAAAAACCAAAUUUAAAAUUCGAAUCAUCUCUGAGGAAAAUUCUAGCUCUGAAAAAGAAUCAGCUAUUGCUUUCUAUUUUUUAAAAAAAAAAAAAUCUGUUUUAUGUUUACAGAUUUCUACAAAUUUCUUUCCUUCAGGAAGAAAUACAAAUUAUGUCGUUUCCCGAGCAGUUUUUCUGAGUCUCAAACUAGGAAUAAAUUAUGAGUGUACCCAGUGGCUGAAAAGGUUCUGAUUUUGUGACUUUUGGUCAGUCAAGCAGUGUACCACCCUGAACUGGAAGGGUGGUCACGGGCACCUGCCCAAUAAUUCCGGCUCCACCAGGCACUGUGUCCUGAGGGGUUGACAUGAACCAGUGCACCACAUGCGAUUUGGUAAUAAACACCUCAGAUAGCUCUAAUUUUAUUUGUGAUAUUUUUCUAUAAAACAAGUAGCUCUUGGAAAAGAGGUUUUAUUUUGUAAGCCACCAUCUGUGACCUCUGACCUCUGGUUCUAUUUUGGUAAGCGCACAGCAGACACUUCUAAGAUCUUGUAUGAAGGGCAGUGCAUGUUGGGUCUAAGUUGACAUAAAGCUUCGUAUUCUGUCUGUCUCCGUUUGGUUUUGUUUUUUAAUGUAGUGUGCCAACUUUGUGACUGUAAUCCUGUGAAAGUCCCAUUGAACUGAAGAAUUAUGUCUGCCCUACAAAUUGAUAUGUGUAAAAUAAAGUAUGACUAAAUCUCCUA